This is a messenger RNA of Pollicipes pollicipes, 5234 nucleotides long. Its product is annotated as myosin-IIIb-like. Gene Ontology annotation, molecular function: protein binding; protein serine/threonine kinase activity; ATP binding. The record is from RefSeq and is a predicted model, not a curated record. Lineage: Eukaryota; Metazoa; Arthropoda; Thecostraca; Pollicipedomorpha; Pollicipedidae. Gene Ontology annotation, cellular component: myosin complex. Gene Ontology annotation, biological process: regulation of actin filament length; peptidyl-serine phosphorylation.
AUGAAGCAAGGACGAGAGUCCGGGCCUGACGCUGUGUUUGACCCCCAGAGCCCGGGCCUGGCCUACGCCGGCCUUAGCCGACACAUCGACUUCGACGCGCUGCCGGAGCCGGGCGACCGCUUCGUGCUGGAGACCCUGAUCGGCGAGGGCACUUACGGAGAGGUGCACGCUGCACGCGACCACCAGCAGAACGGCGACUAUGUGGCCGUCAAGAUCCUGGAGGACAUCACGGACAACAUCGAGGAGAUUGAGGAGGAGUUCCUGGUGCUGCGCGACCUCUGCCUGCACCCCAACAUCCCCCAGUUCUACGGCAUGUUCUUCAAGCCCGGCCGCAAGCGGGAGGACGACCAGCUCUGGUUCGUCAUGGAGCUCUGCAGCGGCGGCUCGGUGACGGACCUGAUCCAGACGCUGACCCGGGUGGGCCAGACGCUCACCGAGCUCCAGAUCGCCUACAUCAUCAAGGAGACGAUUGACGCCCUGCUGUACCUGCAUCAGAGCCACUGCAUGCACCGCGACGUCAAAGGUCACAACAUCCUGCUGACGAAAGAGGGCCGCAUCAAGGUGGUCGACUUCGGCGUCUCCUCCCACCUGGCGGCCACCCUGGGACGCCGCAACACCUCGGUCGGCACGCCCUACUGGAUGGCGCCGGAGGUGAUAGCGUGCGAGCAGCAGUACGACUAUAGCUAUGACGUCAGGUGUGACGUCUGGUCACUGGGCAUCACAGCCAUCGAGCUGGCCGACGGCGAACCGCCAUUGGCUGAUAUCCAUCCAAUGAGGGCGCUCUUCCAGAUUCCGAGAAAUCCUCCCCCAACGCUGAAGCGGCCGGCUGACUGGAGUCCGUCUUUCAAUGACUUCGUCAGCCAUUGUCUGGUCAAAGACUUCGAGAAGAGGCCGUUCAUGAGGCCGCUUCUGGAGCACCCCUUUCUGAAGAUGGUGCCAAAUAAUGUGGACUACGUGCGGGUGCAGCUCCGUGACCUGAUCCGUGACGUCAGCAAGAGCGGCGGCCGGCCGACGCGCCAGCCGGACGUCACCACCAAACAGGGCCGCCUCAAGACGGACCGCAAAGCCAAGCCGCAGCGCAUCUUCGUCGACGACCUGGCCUCGCUCGAGCGGCUGACCGAGGACGUGAUCGUGGAGCAGCUGCAGCAGCGCUACCGAGCCGGACAGAUCUACACCUACGUCGGCGACAUCCUCAUCGCCGUCAACCCCUUCACUAACAUCAACAUCUACGGCGAGAAGGAACAGUGGAAAUACCGCAGUCUGUGCAAGUCAGACGGGUCACCGCAUGUGUACGCCGUGGCCGACUCCGCCUACCACGCCAUGCUCCACCACAGGCAGAACCAGUGCGUGGUGAUCUCCGGAGAGAGCGGAGCCGGCAAAACCGAGUCGGCCAACCACCUCCUCCGCCAGCUGGUUAACCUGGGCCAGGCGCCCAACCGCAGUCUCGAGGAAAAGAUCCUUGCCAUGAACCCCAUCAUGGAGGCGUUCGGCAACGCGCGCACCGGCAUCAACGACAACUCGUCGCGCUUCGGCAAGUUCCUGGACGUGACGUUCAACUGGACGGGCCGCGUGGCCGGCGCCCGCGUCUCCGUCUACCUGCUGGAGCAGUCGCGGGUCGUCCGACAAGCCAAGACGGAACAGAACUUCCACAUCUUCUACUACCUCUACGACAGUCUGCAGGCGGAUGGGAGGCUGGAGGAGUUCCACCUUAGUGCCGACAAGCGCUCCCACCACCGCUACCUCAACAACAACAGCGGAAACAACAAGACGGUGGCGAAAAACGUGGAGGCCAUGUCGAUGAUCAAGCGGAGCCUGUCGAUGCUGGGCUUUCGGCGUGAGCAGCUGGAGUGUAUCUUCAGAAUGCUGGCCGCCAUCAUCCAUCUGGGCGACGUCACGUUCAUGUCUUCAAACGACGAAGAAAGCAACACUGAAAAAGUGGUUGUUCAAACAAAAGACAAACUGAAGGAUGCUGCUGACCUGCUCGGCGUGACCACGGAGGAUCUGCGCGAGGUGCUCACCUUGAACUCAGUGGUUACCCGGGGAGAGAGCAUCACGCGCAACAACAGCCACGAGGAGGCCGUCACCACACGGGACGCCAUGGCCAAGGCGCUGUACGGCAGGCUCUUCGACUGGAUCAUCAACCAGAUCAACAAACUGCUGGCCUUCUCCCGCAUUGUCUACGGAGAAUCGCUGGCGGUGGGCUUGCUCGACAUCUUCGGCUUCGAGAGUCUGGACGGCAACUCAUUCGAGCAGCUUUGCAUCAACAUCGCCAACGAACAGCUGCAGUACUACUUCAAUCAGCACAUCUUCUCGUGGGAGCAGCAGGAGUACAUAUCGGAGGGUAUCGGCGUCGAGCUGGUCGACUUCACCGACAACCGGUCCGUGCUGGACAUGUUCCUGACCAAGCCGCUGGGGCUGCUCGCCCUGCUGGACGAGGAGAGCCGGUUCCCCCGCGCCACCGAUAAGACGCUCGUCGAGAAAUUCCACAACAACGUCAAGUCCCGCCACUACGUCCGGCCAAAGGGCGACUCCCUCAGCUUCGAGAUCAAGCACUUCGCAGGGAAGGUGCAGUACAGUUGCGCGGACAUGCUCUCCAAGAACCGCAACUUCCUGCCGCCCGAGGUCAUCCACGUGUUCCGACAGAGCUCGUCAGAGGUGGUGCGGACGCUGUUCCAAUCGCCGCUCACCAAGACCGGCAACCUGUACACGGAGAGCGUGGCGCCGGGCCCACACGGGAUCGCCAGGUCGCCGCCCAGCAGCGGCGCCAGCUCGCCCGGCUCCGACGGACGGGCCGACGGCAUCUGCCAGGACCUGCUCGGAAAGUUCCAUUCCGGCAGCCAGUCGUUCGGGCUGGCGUCGCAGACCAAGGCGCAGCAGACCGUGUCCACCUACUUCCGCUACAGCCUGAUGGACCUGCUGCAGAACAUGGUGAACGGAGCGCCGCACUUUGUGCGCUGCAUCAAACCCAACGACAACAAGAAGCCGAACAGCAUCAGCAAGGACAAGGUUCGUCGUCAGCUACGGUACGCUGGUGUCCUGGAGACGGUCCGGAUUCGCCAGCAAGGCUUUUCGCACCGCAUCCUGUUCGCUGAAUUCCUCAAACGCUACUGCUUCCUGGCGUUCAACUUCGAGGAGCGUGUGACAGCGACGGCCGACUGUUGCCGCCUGCUGCUGCUGCGGCUCAACAUGGACGGCUGGGCCGUCGGCCGGACCAAGGUCUUCCUCAAGUACUACCACGUCGAGUACCUGGCCAAGCUGUACGACAAGCAGAUUGCCAAGGUGGUGAAGGUGCAGGCGAUGGUGCGGCGCUGGCUGGUGCAGGUGCGCAUGCGCGAGAGGUGGCGUAUCUCGCGCAGUGUGGUGACGCUGCAGCGCUGUGUGCGCCGCUGGCUCAGCAGGAAGCGGCGUCAGCAGCACACAGACCGCAAGCCGUCGGUGGCUGUCGGAGAGAUGACCAGACCGGAGAGCAUCGACGCGGCUGACGAGCCGGACAAUGCGUUUGAUCUUAAUGCUCUCACCGAAGACCAGGCCGCCACCACCAUCCAACGCGUGUUCAGAGGGCAUCGGAUCCGGAAGCAGUGGGGUCCGGUGCUGGAGGCCCGGAUCAAGGCUACACUCCGGGAGUGCACCACUCCGGCCGAGGCCCAGCGCAGGCUGACCUUGGUGGGCUUGUCACCAAGCGAAGCGGCUAUAAUCAUUCAGAAAUGCUGGAAAAAAUCGCGUCGGCUUGGCGUCAAAAAGCAAUCAUCGAAAGACGAACUGAGCCAGCACGAGAGAAAAGAUGAACUCAGGAGCUUUGCAGAGCAGGUGCACGGGUCAAACUCGGCGGUACACCUGCGGCUGCGGGAAGCACGAGAGCCGGUGCCGACGCCGUCGCCGCCGCCCGCCGGCUACAGUCGACCUGCCGGGUUUGACUUGGUACCGCGCCUGCUCCGGUCAGCCGAGGGUGAGCGGGUUGAAAAGCGUGCCGCUUCGGUCUCUCCUUUGCUGCCGCCGCUGAAAAUCGUCACGGUCGAAGACGAGCCCGCCAGCAGCUCUGAGAGACCGACCCGAGCCUGUCCGGACUGGGACCAGCCCCUGCGGCGGUAUGAGGCGGACCACAAGCUCCAGUCGCUGCCCGGGGAGCCGCCGGCCGAGGUGGACCUGCGGGAGGCCCGCCUGAGCGUCAUCUCCGGGGGACUCAAGUCGCAGGCCAGGGACACGACGGAGCGGCGCGACUCCCUGGUGGCCGUUUUCCAGGACGCGGUGCGGCGGGCCAGCUCGCCCGACCCUGCCCUCGGCGCCAGUCCCGUGCCGAAGAAGGUGCUCCGGCCGCCCGUGCUACCGGACGCCUGGCAGGCAGAGCAGGAGAAAACACGUCUGGAGGCGAGGCGGGCCGGCUCGCCCCAGCCAGCCGGCGGCGACGUGGGCCCCUACAACUUCCGGCAGCUGCUGCGGCCGGCUGGACAUGCGCCAACCGAAAGCCUCCGGCUGCGGCGUGGCUGGGGCUCGCGGCCCGGCGUCAACCGCUACGGCGCCGAGUACGACAUGUGAUGCCGGCUGGGCGGCCUCGGCGACGAGCCACUGGCGCCGCCGGCCGCGGUGGGUGGUACCCUCCUGGCGGCCCCAGAAGCCUCAUGGUCGUGGGGUCGAGGGUCCAGCGCUGCGGCGGCCGGCUGCGGUGGUGGCGCCCCGGCAGGGUGGGCGGUAGUUCUGGCGGUGUGGCCCAGUGAUCACUCCUUUAGCCACGGCUGUUAUUCGUAGGCGAUGCGUAUGCAAUAAUCGUGUGUAGGUCCAGUCCCCUGCUUUUGUUUCGCAGAGUGGCCUUGAUUGCUUGACAGUGUUUGCGUUGCGUUUGCUGGGAAACUUAUUCGUGCACGUAUCCGUGAUUUCGCACUGGCAAACAACCACGAUUCCCCUGAAAAUGGCGUGUUGUUCAGAAAACGGUGGCUGGCAGGCGAAUAUGCCGUCGUGUCGGUGUGAGUUGAUCCGUUUUUGUAGGUUGAUUUGCACGAUGUUGUUCAUUUUUGUCAUGUUAUCCCGCGCUUUAGCUCUUUUUUAGUGCGUUUCCGUUACCGUUCUGGAUGCUAUACCAAAGCGCAUGAAUAUCGGCAUCGUCUUAAUGCACCCCGUGCCAACUUUCUGCCUUCGCCGCGGAACAGCCGCCGGCGCGCGAUGGCCUGGCCCCUAUGCGAACGAUACUUCCGUGGGACCGGAAAUUAUUGCAUUGUAAACAAUAGACCACACAGGUAUCA